GUUUAUUCCCUUCAUCACAGUCAACAGCUGCGGAGCGGAGCGCGGGCUUGGCUGGUCCUCUACCUGCCAGGAAGCGGAGCUGUGAGGGCUGCCUGACGACGAGCCUGAGGAGGCCCGAGCCUGAGGAGGACGGGCUGCCUCGGCCUCCCGCCGCCUCACCUCCUCGGCCUCCAGCCUCGGCCUCCGGCCGCCUCACCUCCUCGGACUCCAGCCUCGGCCUCCUGCCCCAGGCCCCCAGGGCGCGCCCAGCAUGUCUAUGGCCGUGGAGACCCUCGGCUUCUUCGCGGCGGCCCUGGGCCUGCUGCUGCUCGGCGUGACCCUCCCAAACAGCUACUGGAGGGUGUCCACCAUCCACGGCAACGUCAUCACCACCAACACCAUCUUCGAGAACCUGUGGUACAGCUGUGCCACCGACUCCCUGGGCGUCUCCAACUGCUGGGAGUUCCCGUCCAUGCUGGCCCUGUCCGGGUACGUCCAGGGCUGCCGCGCCCUCAUGAUCACCGCCAUCCUGCUGGGCUUCCUGGGCCUCCUCCUGGCCAUGCCGGGGCUGCGCUGCACCACCGUGGGCAACAUCGCGGCGCCCAGGAAGGCCAGGCUGCUGGCGGCCGCGGGCGCCUUCCACGCACUUGCCGGGACCUGCGGGAUGGUGGCCAUCUCCUGGUAUGCCGUCAACAUCACCACCGACUUCUUCAACCCCCUGUAUGUGGGGACCAAGUACGAGCUGGGGCCAGCGCUGUACCUGGGCUGGAGCGCCUCCCUGCUGUCCCUCCUGGGCAGCGUCUGCCUCUUCUCCACCUGCUGCUGUGCCAAGAAGGACCCGGCCACCAGGGCUGCGCCUCCCUACAAGGCCUCUGCGGCGGUGAUGCCCCGAGCCGCCUCGGACGAAAGCGGCGUGAGCUUCGGUAAAUACGGCAAGAACGCCUACGUGUAGAGCCCAGGCCGCCCCUCCUGGUGCCCAGGCCCGGCCCGGCUACGGAGCGGGCACAGGCCGGGGUCGCCCCGACAAGCCCAGCAGCACUCCAGCCGCUCCGACAGAGGCGCGGGCCGGGGCGGAGGCUCCCGAACCCGCGCGCCAAUGAGUGUACACUGUGAUUGCCCACUAGAGGGUCGCCUCAAACCUCACGCUCAGAUCUGCCCCCGAGGGGCCGUCUCCUCUCCUGAAGUCGUGUGCCCGGGGGUGUCUGCUACCCGAGCGUGGGGCGUGAGUUCGCAUCCCCAGCCCCGUGUCAGAGCGGGACACACACACACGCACACGCCCGCCGCCCGCACGCUCGCUCAAGGUGCGACCCUGUCUCCCGGGAAGACAGUGGAGAGCGAUGGAGCGGAAGCCCUCCCAGCCCUGCAGGCGCGCAGACUGUGCGCACGCGCACACGCACAUUCUCAAUGGCAAGUGAUUUGAGGAGGAGCUGCUGGGACGCUCGGGCUCGGCACUCAGGAAAUUAGAGUGGCCCCGUCCCGCCAGGAGCCCUCGGGGGACGAGCGCCCUUCCUGUCCUCACGGCUGUGAGGGGCAGCUAUCUAGAGCGGGCGCGUGCGGAGGAGAUUUGGGGUUUAGUAAAGAUCUCGUGAAAGGCGCAA
Messenger RNA from Meriones unguiculatus (Mongolian gerbil), 1577 nucleotides. It is a transcript of the gene Cldn15, whose product is annotated as claudin 15. The transcript has 5 exons. Gene Ontology annotation, molecular function: structural molecule activity. Gene Ontology annotation, cellular component: bicellular tight junction; plasma membrane. The record is from RefSeq and is a predicted model, not a curated record. Gene Ontology annotation, biological process: bicellular tight junction assembly; cell adhesion. Bases 251 to 931 code for a protein of 226 amino acids. Lineage: Eukaryota; Metazoa; Chordata; Mammalia; Rodentia; Muridae.